This is a messenger RNA of Neocloeon triangulifer, 4179 nucleotides long. Its product is annotated as putative ATP-dependent RNA helicase DHX57. The coding region runs from base 146 to 4078 and encodes 1310 amino acids. The transcript has 7 exons. Gene Ontology annotation, molecular function: ATP binding; metal ion binding; RNA binding. Lineage: Eukaryota; Metazoa; Arthropoda; Insecta; Ephemeroptera; Baetidae. Gene Ontology annotation, cellular component: intracellular anatomical structure. The record is from RefSeq and is a predicted model, not a curated record.
GCCAUCAUCAGCCGAUCAGCCUGUGCCUGUUGGGUGACGGGCCAUACUCAUUUUAAUUUAAAAUUAAUAGGGCAUUUGACAUUAUUUUGUUUAUCAGACUCAAUUUAGAGCUUAUACAUUCGUAGUUCAUUCAUAAUUAUUGGGUAUGGAUGGUGUUGUUAAGAAAAAGGGUGCCAAUCGACCGAACCGGCAUGGAGGUGCAAGUGGUGCGACAAGCAAACCGCAGAAACAGCAGUCAAAUGCGGGGAAAGGCUUCAGUAAAAAGGGUGAGACAGAGUCUUUUAGGGACGGCACUUUGGGCGACACCGUUCUUGCCGUCAGACAGCCAGGCAUGGAGCACCCAAGCAUGCAAGAUUCAAAACAAGUGCUGAAAGUAGAGCUACAGAAACUUUACAUAUCAAAAGAAAAUGAAAAGCUGGUCAUGGACGCCUUGAAACAUGCUCAUGGAGACGAAUUUGAGCUCAAUGACCAGUCUGCUUACCGAGACCAAGGUGGGGGGAUAAUGAAGCAAUACUGGAUGUCAAGAAGUACUCUUAUUGUUCAGGGAGGAAUUGAUUAUUCCAAUAUAAAUAAAAUCCAAGCUGCCGAGGGAGCUAACCAGAUCAGUGCAUUUGCACUUACAAAGCUGGAAAGCUUUGGAUUUCAUACACCACAUUGUGUUGAAGCGCUGACAAUCCACAACGGAGACGUCAGCCAAGCGUUGCAACUAUUGUGUUCAAUCUACUUCAAAAUCGAGCAAAAAGUUUGUUCUUUCCCGGAAUCCCAAGAGUCACUCCCAGAGAGUAUUUUGGAUUCAAGACGUGAGGAAAAAGAAGCCCUUCAAGCAAUCUAUGAUAAUGAAUUUCUUGAGCGGAUUGAGAACAAAGUCUGGUGCCUUCGCUUAAGCUUGCCAUACUUAAUCAAGCUCUGUGAUAAGCCCGAAGAGAAAGUUGUUGCAAAACCCACUAAGCAAGUCUGCAAUUUUUUUCUUAAGGGAAUCUGCAGAAACUCCUACAAUUGUCGUUUUGCCCAUGUUGGUCUGCCAAAAACCACAGCAGUAUCAGACGAUCACUUAAAAGAUCCAAAAGAGAAGAGCUCAAUUUUUGAGAUGGAAAUUCGGUUUUCCAAUGGAAACAUGUAUCCCCAGGAGCCGCCUCUGAUUUGCUUCUCAGCCGAAAGCCCUAAGUUCCCCAAGGACAUGUCCCUGAAAAUUUCUAAGAAGCUCAACGAAGAGUCGAAGUUGCUUGCUGUUGACGGCUUUCCUGCUAUAUUUUCUUUGGUUGGAAUUUUGGAACUAGAAGGAGAAAUUGCUCCAUUGUUCACCCAGCCAAGACCAGGCCCCAGGCACCUUGAACCCCUCAUUCCAGUUGAGAAGGUGGAGGAAGUAACUAAUGCUGCUGAUGCAAGUUCGAAGAAGACGGGCCAGACAGCUAAAGCUCGAGAAGUCCGUUUGAAGUCGUCGAAAGAAAUAUUGCGCGAGAACGAACGACUCCAAAAGCAGCAUUUAGAUAAACCCGGUUUCUCCCAGUACAAAAAAAUGAUGGAGGUUCGAAGAACUCUACCUGCGUGGAAUGAGCAGGACAGAAUUCUUGAGGCGCUUAACUCCAACCAAGUAAUCGUCGUGAGUGGAGCUACUGGCUGUGGAAAGAGUACCCAAGUUCCUCAGUUCAUUCUUGAUGAGUGGCUUGGAGGAAAAAAUUUUGAUCCGUCCUCAAACAGAGAUAUUGUCUGCACGCAGCCCCGUCGAUUGUCGGCUAUAGGAGUGGCUGAGAGGGUGGCAGAUGAGCGAGCUGAGAAAAUCGGACAGUCUGUUGGCUAUCAAAUCCGUCUGGAAUCAAAAACCUCUAGUUCAACCCGUCUGCUCUUCUGCACAACUGGUAUUCUGCUCAGAAGACUAGAGGGAGACGCUGAGCUGGCCUCGGUGUCACACAUUAUUGUCGAUGAAGUCCACGAAAGGAGUGAAGAGUCUGAUUUCCUUCUCAUGAUUCUGAGAGACCUUUUGCCAAAGAGACGUGACCUCAAAGUGAUCCUGAUGAGCGCAACUCUGAACGCUGAUCUCUUCUCUCAAUACUUUGGAAUUGUCCCCAUCCUUGAAAUUCCAGGCAGAACUUUUCCAGUGGAGCAGCUUUUCUUGGAAGAUGCUCUUGGAAAGACUGGAUACACAAUCGAUGAGUCAUCCCAGUAUGCCAGACACAUUAAAUUGAAUAACAUCAGUGAUAUCAAAGAACUGGACACUGCAGGCAGUGAUGACCUGGAACUGGAGCUGACCAUUGUGGGUGACAAUUUCACUCCAGCACAUGGAAAAACUCCGGACGAAAAGCUCAGCCCGGCCCAGUUGUUCUACCGUUAUGAAAACUGCGACAAGCAAGUUUGUAAGACGUUGCUCUAUAUGGACCCUGAUAAGAUCAAUUACGACCUGAUCGAAGCCACCUUAAUGUACAUUGCCCAAGGCAACCAUAACUACCCCAGAAAGGGUUCCAUCCUCAUUUUCCUUCCUGGCAUGGCGGAAAUUACAUCAAUGUUUGACCAGAUCAAGGACCACCCAGUUUUGGGUCAGCGAAGAGGCAAAUUCCUACUCAUUCCUUUACACUCAGCCCUCACAAGUGAAGAGCAAGCCCUGAUAUUCAAGAAGCCAAAUGAAGGAGUCAGGAAAAUUGUGAUGUCAACCAAUAUUGCAGAAACGUCCAUCACCAUCGAUGAUUGCGUGUUUGUUAUUGACGCAGGCAAGAUGAAGGAAAAGCGGUACGACCCGAACAAGAACAUGGAAUCUCUCGAGUUGUGCUGGGUUUCCCAGGCUAAUGCCCUUCAACGCCGAGGUCGAGCCGGCCGAGUGAUGCCAGGAAUUUGUUUCCAUCUCUACACAAAGCAUCGGUACGAGUGGCAGCUCAUGAAACAGCCCAUCCCAGAACUGCAGAGGGUGCCUUUGGAGCAACUUGUUCUCAAAAUCAAAGUGCUGACUUUGUUUAAAGGCAGAGAGCCUUUGGAUGUGCUCAUGUCCACCCUGGAACCACCUUCGGAAGAAUCUGUGAAUACUGCAAUUGCCCGUCUGCAAGAUGUUGGUGCCUUGGACGAAAGGGCCAACCUAACAGCUUUGGGCCACCAUUUGGCCGCUCUUCCUGUGGACGUCCGUAUUGGAAAGUUGAUUCUUCUUGGCGCCAUCUUUAGCUGCGUCGACUCCGCCCUGACGAUGGCCGCUUGCCUCAGUUACAAAUCACCCUUUGUGAGUCCAUUUGCCAAAAGAGACGAGGCUGACAAAAUGAAGCAGCAGUUUGCCACUUACAACAGCGACCAACUGACCGUUCUCAGGGCGUACAAAGGUUGGUUGAAGGCCAGGGAUGCAGGAUUCACAGCUGGCUUGUCAUACGCCCAAGAAAACUUCCUUUCUCAACGAACGCUGCAAAUGAUCGUUGAGACAAAAUUGCAGUUUCUUGAGCUGCUGGUGUCCAUUGGAUUUGUUCCCUCUGAAGAUUUCAAUGGAUUUAGAGUCAAGAAAGCUGCAAAAAUGGGCAGAGACGUCACCCUAGAUUGCUCUGGUGCCAAAUUGAAUGAGCACAAUGAAAACUGGAAGCUGCUCUCAUCUAUUUUGUGUGCUGCGCUUUUCCCAAAUGUUGUCAAGGUGCUUUCACCUCGACAGCUGUAUGCGGUUCACGCAGCCGGUGCUAUUCCCAGAAAGCCAAAACCCGAAGAGCUAAGGUUUAAGACGAGAGAUGAUGGUUACGUUGCAAUUCACCCAUCUUCAAUAAAUUACCAAGUUGGUUUGUUCAGCAGCCCGUAUCUGGUGUUUCACGAGAAGAUCAAAACAAGCCGCAUUUUCAUAAGAGAAUGCUCAAUGGUGCCUGCGCUGGCGCUGGUAUUGCUGACAGGAAAUUCUCUGCACCUUGAGCUGCAUUCUGGCAUGACUGUGAUAGCUCUUGAAGGAGGUUGGAUUCGAUUUGGUGUUGACUCGCACCCCGUUGCCGAAAUGUACAAAGGCAUCCGGGUGGAGCUGAUGAAGCUCCUCGAUAAGAAAAUCGCAGACCCGAGCUUCGAUUUUCAGUCAGAAGUUUUGAGUCAGCAUGUGAUCAAGGCCAUCAUUAGGCUGCUCACCUCUGAGUCCUGAUGGAUGUUUUUGCUCGAGUGUGUGUAUUGAAAGAAGGGAUUGCCAAAAAUUAUUUAUUGUUGAUUUUUAUAUUAAAAGAUGCAGAGAAUAGUCUGCUGAAA